AUGUCACCAAGCAAAACCUCCCCCUCUCCCCCAAACGCAAUGCCUCUCGACCCAAUCUCCGAAUGGCGCGUCUGGCAAACCCUCACAGUGAUCUACACCCACCAAUUAAACCACCAAAUCCAACGCCGCUGUCUCCUUGAACAAAAAUGCAUGCAAGACCGCGCCUUAUCCGACCGAUUCCGACCCCUAGUAUUCUUCGAACCAGUCCCAACCCUCCACAAACCCUCCCCAAACCCAAACCCAGCAAAGGAAGCAGACAACAACCCCUUCAACGAAAUCACAAUGAGUGCCCUCCGCACGAAAGCAGGACUUCUACGUGCGCGCGUCGAAAAGGGAAAGGAACUCGCUUCCGAGAUAGAACGUCGCAUGGUCCAGGAGCCGCUAAUCAGAUUCCCGACGCAUUUCUGUCAUACUUGUAUACAGGAUGGGGAGACUGUUGAGGUUUUGCUUACAAAGUGUGGACAUCGGGAUUUCCCCGAGGUUACUUCGCCUUUUAAAGGACGGGGGAGUUGGGAUGGGGGUUUUGCCGAAUAG
Molecule: messenger RNA, 534 nt
Organism: Penicillium robsamsonii
Lineage: Eukaryota; Fungi; Ascomycota; Eurotiomycetes; Eurotiales; Aspergillaceae
Product: Zinc finger RING-type
Exons: 2
Coding region: 1-534 (177 amino acids)
Source: RefSeq, a predicted model, not a curated record